AGUCUGGAGGAGAGAGCCAUGUCUGAACUGUGCCGCCUUUGCUCUGCUCCUCUCCGCGGUUCUCGGCGAAAGUGGCUGUUUGGCGGCUCUGGGACGCUACCUACGUUAUUCACGCAAGCCCUCGGGACUCUUGUGCAACGCAGCCCACCUGGAACGACUUCCAAAGCUGGUAAAGGCAAGGGCCAGCCUGAAGAUGCAGAGUUCCUGUGCGGAAAAUGCUGCCACACGCUCAAUGUCUACCACCGGUACGACUUGGUGAUGUCUCGAAUGAAAGAGCUCUUUGAACAGAGGUCAACUCGACUUUUAACCGAGCGGGAGAAGCUUUCAUUCACUCUACGCACCAUCCAUGCUAGGGGCUGGGGCCUCCCUCUUCCUGAAUAUCUUGGCCCUAACCAAGAACGCAAUUUGUAUGGGUAUCACGGCUCUUACAAUGAUCUCCGAUCAACUGGCUACAACAGAUCUCGAAAUAAUUCCCUUUCUCCGGGGUACCAGAGUUCAUUCCCCAACUCGCCCUUUCCAGAUCACCCAAGUUCCUUCCAUGGUUCUUUCGGAUCCUUGUCCUCGGGAACCCACUCAAAGUCCUAUCAUGAACUUCUGGACCAAGACCGCUCACGGUGGGCGCAUGAGAGCUGGUGGGAUACUAACUCUGCAGGCUGCUCACGUUGUGUCAAGGGGGAAAAGUGCCAUUCCUGUUCAUCAUGGAGGGUCUCUGAUGCCAACUAUGAGUCUGUCUGCACUGUACCAAGGAGAAAGAAACUGCAUGGAGGAUCAGAUAGUGGCAGCACAGGUCUCCUCAGGAGUAAAUCUCUAGGAAGCUUUGAUGACGCCAGCACCAAGGGGUCCCUGUCUUCAUUGUCAGCCACCUCUUUGGACUCCUUGCGCUUUGUUGGGGAAGAAGAGGCUGACGUCUUUUGGGUAGCCCAUUCACCUUUACCAUCAUCUCCAUCGGCUCCUCUACACUCCCCCAAGCCUGUGGUAGGAGAAGUUCUGAAAAGCUUGAAGGAGAUUAAAUAUAGUCCAGUUAAAACGCCAACGCGAAGCAAAAUACCAGUCAGAGAUCUGCAGCGAGCGAGAGAAGAUUAUGUGGACCAGCAGAUCCAUAAUCACAAGGGACCAGAGGAGCCAGUGGUGGAAGGAGUUGGGGAAGACUGGGAUGCAUUUAUGGAGAUUGGGUCUGAGGCGUGCCGAACACAAGUCUCCGGUUUCCAUCGUAUCCGGGACACCUUGAGUUGGCUUCAGACUCAGCUAAAGGCUGCUCAAAAUGGCGGAACACUUUCCAGUCACCAGGACUACUUAUCGGAACAUCAGGAUUUGGUGCGGGAACUCGUCAGAACUCUGAAGUUUAAAGAAGAACUCUUGGAGGACUGUCUGACCUUGCUGUUGACACUGCCGGUGGCCUGUGAUCAGAACGUGGACCUCAUCACAGAUUUUGUGGAGAAGCUGAGAGUGAGGGAAGAGCAGAUAAAGAAAGAAGGGGAGGAGUUAGCUGAACACAAGCACCAGAGAGAUACAGAAAUUGAACGUUUACAGGAAGAGAUGAAAGCGAGAGAGGAGGACAUAAUGAGGCUGACGAAGGUCCUGCGGGAGAAUCAGGAUACCAUCACGGCUUUGCGUGACCUCCUGGGGGAAAAGGACUUCACCAUCCAGCAUCUGGAGGUGGCACUGGACUCUGCCAUCCGCUCAGCCGCAUCCCAGGACACCCUACGCCUGGCCGCCCUGCGGGAGAAAGACUCCCUGAUCACAGCAGUACAAGGAGCACUGAGCAGCAGCAACCAGGAUGUGGAGGCUCUGGCGGACUCCCUGCUGUCUCAAGGACUGGAUGACCUCAGUGGUUCUCUCCCUGGUCUCUCUGCUCCUAACCCUCUACUAGCCCAGCUACAAGAGAAGGGUCGCCUCCUGUCUCAUGCCCACACGGAGAGCCAGAAGCAGAGCAUCCAGCACCAGCGAGACAUCCAGGAUCUACUGAACGCUCUGAACGAGUGCCAGACACUGCUCCAGGAACAGCUGCGGCACUGUAAGAACCGUCUACAGGAUGCGGCGCAGGAGAAGAAGAUGCUGAAAGAGACUCUACAGACCAAGGAAGCCGAACUGAGAGCCGAGAGACAGCGGCACAACUCUGAUCUGUGCCAGGCCCAGGCUGACCUGCUGCAGCUACAUGGCUCUGCCAGAGAGCGGGACCAGGACACCAAGAAGCUGCUGCUAGAUGCUCACAGUAGGGAUCAGACCAUCAAGAAACUCCAGGAGAGGCUGAUCCUGAGCGGUGUGAUGAGAGACACACUUUAAGGCAGGUUGCGGUUCAUCAAUGCUAUGACCAGUUUACCAGCCACAGCUCGCCUUCCUUUAUGGUUCACAGAGUGGCUUCCUUCCUCGGUAUUGUCUUUCCAAGAGGUGUGCGACUUCUAAGCGGCACCGAGGCCAAGUCUCAUCUUCUAUUGAACUGACUUUACGUUGAAGGUGACUGCCGGAGCUUACACUAAUAAUGCUGAUUUUCUAUGACGUGGGGACAUUAUGGUAUCGGAGGGAGAGGGUAGAUUUAUAGGUAACCUAGUUAGCGGAACAGCUGAUGUUGAUGUCAACAAUGGGAUCAGCAAAUAAGCUUACUACAGCUUGGGAACAGUGGAGGAGAAUACACGUCUUCUCAGGGUGUUUGUCUGUAAUUUGUGUUUUGUCUUGUGUCUGGAAACAGGUGCAAGUUGUCUCUCAUUUCCAUGAUAUUGUGGGCCGAGCCAAGUUUUUUGUGCCUGGGUGUUUUACAGAGCAGUCAGGAAAUGAGUAGUUCUGGCAGUCAGGCCAGAAUCCACUGCCAAAAGGUAACUUGCACCUGUAACCAGAGACAACUUGGCUGCAAGAGGAACCUCCUAUGGGUUUUAAUCAGUGGCAGGAUUUGGCAAACUUUCCCUUCCAGCUGCUGAAGAGGAACAGGCAUGCUGAGACUUUAGAUUCUUCAACAGCUGAUUGGAUGUCUGAUGACCUCGGUAUGGCUGGAUGCUGUAUACUGCAUGUAUAAGGGGUUUUUCUUUGCAGAGGGGGUAAUACUGUUCCCCCUUUUUUAAAUGUAAAUGGAGGUUAUUUAAGAGAAAUGUUUUCUACCAACGAUCAUUGCCUUAGGAAUAAAUAGAAAUAUAUUUUAAUAAUGGUGAUUAUAUAGCAGGGAUUUUUGAAGCUUUUAAUACUUGAAUUAUUCUAUUUUAUUACAACCUGAUCCAUUUACAUUGGGUGCCUUAGAUCAUGUGACUGUGUACCGCCAGGCAGAGGAUUGGGUGAAGUAGCUCUGAUUGGUGAUGUGCUAUAUACCAAGGCAGUGUACUAACCUGCUAUGCCCAGCUGUCGGGAAACUGCCUAUUCUACUGUGCCCUGCCAGGGCAUGCUGGGACUUGUACUUCCCUGGGAGGGUCGUAUCUAUUGUAAUGCAAUUUCACUGUUACAGAAACAGCCCAUAAAGAAGGUGCUUGUUGAUGGGAAAAUAUUACAUAUUAAUUCUGUUUCAUGGCAUGGUAAAUACCUUUUGAGUGGUGAGAUGUACCUCUUUGUAAAGGGGAACGCCAACCCAGAAGAGAAGGAUUAGAAUCACUUUCAGGCUGGGUUCACACCUAAUAUAGAUCACAGAGGGGGUCCGGUGCGUCCUUGUUCUCCAUUUCAGGCCCAAAUAUUUGCCUGAAUUUGAACCUGAAAUGGAGAACAGGGACGCACAGGACUUCUGUGCAAUGCACUCCAUGGCCGCCCCGGAGAGAUGUGACCUGGCUCCAUCGAGAGUCGGGCACAAUCUCCUCGCAUGCAAAUUGGAUGUGGUGAAAACCCACAUCCAAUUCGCAUAAGUGUGAACUCAGGGUAAUGUGUGUCCCCUAGAUGGAAGAGUUCCCCCUCAUUUUCUAUUCCAUUCUCAUCAGGGGUAUAGGCGACAUAAAAAAAAAAAAGUUUAUUGCUGUGUGACCCUACUGCAGAGAUUUAUCCUGUCUUGGUUGCCACUGGGGCAGAAAUCCUCUCCAACAGGGACAUAGGCAGCAAUAAACACCUGGCUGAGUGUCUAAUCUUUCCCUACUCUAGUCACAGCAGUCUGGGAUGUAGUUGCACAUUUUUGUCAGUUAACUUUCAAAGCACCAAUCCAUGUCUUUUAAGCAUUUCCUUACUUUAAUCUGCAGGCCCUUUUUAUAGAGAGCUAUAGAGCUUACUCAGCAGGGGGGGUAUAUGUGACCUCUGCAGAGAGAGCCCUGCUUCCACACACAGAACUGCAGUAUGCUGACAGACUGGCUUUUCUAUACAAACUAAGAUUUUUAUUUUAUUUUCUCCCCACCUUUUGUCUUUAUGCACCUGCAGUGUAUUUAAUCUAAACUGAAGGCUCAGCCGGGCUUUUGUGAUGGAAAUGGACAGUUGUCUUUAUUCAAGACUUGUCUACAGUUUCUCCAAUUCUGUUCAGCUGAUAUAAGCUGCUUAUUGUACCAUUCCUUAUCAACCUCAAGCUGACGGGGGGGGGGGCUAUACAAAUGAUUUUUUAUUUCUUAUGUGCAAUUGAUAUGUUUUUUGCAUUUUUGGUGCACCUUCCAUUUGGGAUGCAUCAAAAAAAUGUACCGAAACAUAAAAUGUAGAAGCGCAAAUGUGUCUUAUAUUCCCCUCUCUUUGUUGGCAACCAAAAUGUUGAGAAUUGUCAGCAAAACACUGAAGUUGGGUUAUAUUACAUUCUGUUACCAUGCUGUGAAAAGUACCUUUUUUUUUUUUU
This is a messenger RNA of Rana temporaria (common frog), 4714 nucleotides long. RefSeq lists its product as uncharacterized. The record is from RefSeq and is a predicted model, not a curated record. NCBI's taxonomy places the organism in Eukaryota, Metazoa, Chordata, Amphibia, Anura, Ranidae. The coding region runs from base 19 to 2283 and encodes 754 amino acids. The transcript has 11 exons.